This is a messenger RNA of Artibeus jamaicensis (Jamaican fruit-eating bat), 912 nucleotides long. Its product is annotated as kallikrein-7-like. Lineage: Eukaryota; Metazoa; Chordata; Mammalia; Chiroptera; Phyllostomidae. Gene Ontology annotation, molecular function: serine-type endopeptidase activity. Gene Ontology annotation, biological process: neuron projection morphogenesis; memory; proteolysis. The record is from RefSeq and is a predicted model, not a curated record.
AUGGGGUUUGUGCGCUAUAAGAAGGCUGGUGUUGGGCAGGGCCAGGCACAGUUGAAUCCCAACCUGCUCUGGAGCCCAGAUCAGAUCAGACCUGCCACAGCAGAGGACGCCUUUCCUCCUCCCUCCACGUGGCAGCCGCCAGAGGCUCCCAGAGGCCACAUGGCAGGUUCCCGUCGUAUGCCCCUGCUGAUCCUGCUGCUGUCCUUAACCCUGGGAGCUGCUGGACAAGGAGCCAACAGCACCAGGGAAAGGAUGAUUAAUGGAUCUCCAUGUCCAAGAGGCAAGCAGCCCUGGCAGGUGGCCCUGUUUCAGGGCCAUAAGUUCCACUGUUCCGGCGUGCUGAUCGGCGAGCUGUGGGUGCUCACGGUGGCCCACUGCCACCUGAGUGAGUACGUUGUGCAGAUGGGCAGUGAUAUUCUACUCCAUGGGGAUUCGCAAAGAAUCCGGGCCAAAAAGUCGUUCAUCCACCCUCGGUUCAGUGAAGUCACACACGUCCAUGACCUCAUGCUGGUGAAGCUGACCGCUCCAGCCCCGCUGUCCCCAACGGUGAAGAUCAUCCACGUGUCUUCCCAGUGCAAACCGCCAGGAACCAAAUGUUCUGUUUCCGGCUGGGGCAGCAUCGCCAUGGAUGUAGUGACAUACCCAGAAGCGCUCAUGUGCUCAAACGUCAACAUCUACCCCUACAUGUACUGCAAGAAGAUUUUCUCCACAAUAUCAAGAAGAUACAUGACCUGCGCUGCUCCCCCCAACAGACUCUCCUACAUGUGCAAAAACUCUCCUGACGCCCUCAACUGUGCACAAGUAGAAAUCUUUUGGAAGCUGUGUGAGGACGUCUGCCCUGGGCAAGUCACAGGAAGGGUCUGUGCAGGAGGUGGCAGUGGGGCUGACCUGAGCCAGGUGAGCGACCUCUGA